UGGGGGCCGGUGGCAGGAACAAGGCUUUUCCGACCCCAUGGAGCUCUAUGAGACAUCCCCCUACUUCUACCAGGAACCCCACUUCUAUGACGGGGAGAACUACCUGCCCGUCCACCUCCAGGCCUUUGAGCCACCAGGCUAUGAGCGGACUGAGCUCAGCCUGAGCCCUGAGGCCCGAGGGCCCCUUGAGGACAAGGGGCUGGGGACCCCCGAGCACUGCCUGGGCCAGUGCCUGCCGUGGGCGUGCAAGGUGUGCAAGAGGAAGUCGGUGUCGGUGGACCGGCGGCGUGCGGCCACACUGAGGGAGAAGCGCAGGCUCAAGAAGGUGAAUGAGGCCUUCGAGGCCCUGAAGAGGAGCACCCUGCUCAACCCCAACCAGCGGCUGCCCAAGGUGGAGAUCCUGCGCAGCGCCAUCCAGUACAUCGAGCGCCUGCAGGCCCUGCUCAGCUCCCUCAACCAGGAAGAGCGGGACCUCCGCUACCGAGGCGGGGGCGGGCCCCAGCCAGGGGUGCCCAGUGAAUGCAGCUCCCACAGCGCCUCCUGCAGUCCAGAGUGGGGCAGCACACUGGAGUUUGGCCCCAACACAGGGGAUCACCUGCUCACAGCUGACCCUACGGAUGCCCACAACCUGCACUCUCUCACCUCCAUUGUGGACAGCAUCACAGUGGAAGAUGUCUCUGUGGGCUUUCCAGAUGAAACCAUACCUAACUGA
Molecule: messenger RNA, 712 nt
Organism: Callorhinus ursinus (northern fur seal)
Lineage: Eukaryota; Metazoa; Chordata; Mammalia; Carnivora; Otariidae
Gene: MYOG
Product: myogenin
Biological process (GO): positive regulation of transcription by RNA polymerase II; positive regulation of skeletal muscle fiber development; positive regulation of myoblast differentiation
Molecular function (GO): RNA polymerase II cis-regulatory region sequence-specific DNA binding; protein dimerization activity; DNA-binding transcription factor activity, RNA polymerase II-specific
Source: RefSeq, a predicted model, not a curated record